AAUCGAGCAGACGCCUGAGACCAACCAGACCGAGAACCGAGCUUUCCGUUGCAAUUCUACCGUCAGUUGCCCCUGCCGAUGUACCAUGGUGUUGAUGGCAGUUGAUGGUGCUGCUGGUGAUGGUGGUCCAAGAAUAUCAAACUCAUUCUCACAGUUGUCCGAAGCAUUUGAACGACGAUCAACAGGUACGAUCGGAGACAGUCACAGAUUGAUGAUGACAUAAAUCAUAAUCGUUCUGCUGAACCAACUUCACCUGCCCCGCUCUAGGCUAGGCGUGUUGAUCUUCAAAGAUUAAUCGUUGAACUGCAGAACAGGCCACCACCAGGGAAUUAACUCAUCGAUUUCGCUGUGAAGAAUUGGGAACAGUGUAUAAAAAGUGUUCUUGUUUCUGUUCGUGUUUCCAGUGGUGUGACGAGAAAGAGAACACGAUGUUCAAUUUGCUCACUAAUCGUGAAAUUAAAGUGAAAUGAUAAAUCAUUAUCGCAGUGACGAAUUUCAGAGAAACGCUUCGUUGGCGUCACUGCGGAAGAGUGUUUCAGUGUCGGGGGUGAACGGGCCAAGUGCAAUAAACAGAAGUGUUAUAAGUGCAAACAUGAGUAGUUGACUACCCUGAUAGCUUGACAAACUGUGCAAACUCUGAAUGAAAGAUUGACAGGAGACUGAUGAUAGCGAGAUUUGAAAGUGAGCGGAACAAAUACCGAAGAUGAUGAUUAACAGUGAUAGGCGUAACGAGAACGGCGUAUUAAUCAGCAAUCAGAUGGCGCUAAACGGUGCUCGGUAUCAGCAGCAACGGCAUCAAGUGAUGACAACAAACUGGGAAGGCGUGGGACUGAAGCAAGGCGCAUCGCCCAUCGAUGAUGUCAGCCAUUGCCAGCAGCAGCAGCCGGUCGAGAAAAGUGUUGUUAUGCGAAAUAAAGUGAUUGAUCUGGACAAAAACCGCAUAAAGUGCGGCCGCAGUAAACUCUGGUCAAGGCCGUUAAGUUUCUCCGGUUUCUUCAAGAAGUCACUCAGCCAAGGCUCGAUCCAACUUGGGCCGAGCAGAAAUGGGGAGGGCAGCAAUAUCGUUCGGCACAGCGCGGCCUAUGCAGUCAAUCACGGGUCCGACCCUAAUGGUAACGAGUUGUCCGGGCGGAGUGCGAAACUCGAUCUGAACAUGAUUCGGAAGCUGGAGGAGGAAUUGUACAAGAGAGAUCAUGGUGCACAACAAGAUGAGGGCAACGCGGAAGCGAAAGAUUUUCACGAUUUCUAUUUUAGUCAGAGGACAUUUGAGGAGAGGAAAACGUUCUCCAGUGACACUUCGGCUUACAGAGGAAAUAGCAAAGCAGUAUUAGUAGUUGAUUCCCAGGAUUUGGAACCAAUGCUGCUGAAGCGACCGCUCAGUACAGAUGAUUCACUUUUGCAAACUGGGUCAGUAGCGCUGGAGAGCUGUAGCCACCACGCAGAUCCAACGAACAAAUCCAUCAUCAUCGUUGACAACUCCGAGUUCUAUCCGGUACUAAUGAGAUAUGAUAUUAACAGCGAGCUAGUGAAUCGUCAGCUCCGGGAGCAACAGAACCGGAAACGAAACCAUGACAAACUAAAAAUAACCACUCAGAACGAUGGUUUUCGGUCAAAGUGUGUGUUAACGAACGCGAGUGCCGAUGCUCCCCCGGCCAGCAGUAGUAAUAGUGACAAAAUUACGAUAAAACCACUGUCAGCGUCCGAGAGAACAACCGCUCCGAAAGACUUGCCUUCAUCAACGUCAAAAAUGCAAACGACUCGCGACAAAUCAACCGCUUGUUUUGAAACCAAAAAUAUAAACAAUAAUAACCACGCUGUUCAUCAGAGGAAACUAGUCGUAAACACACGUCCACCGCCCCCCGGCGGACCGGGCAGUGGCGACCGAGCUAAGAAAGUACACUCAAACCUUUUUCAACGAUUUCUCCUUCAGCGGCGAAGUCUUAAUCUGUCAGUCAGACGACGGAAGCGCCACGAGUGUCAUUUUCGACCUCCGCCAGGCUAUCCCUCGUCGGAUGACACUUCACUGCCAGACUCCAAGUCCGCCGGAAACAAUAAACUGAAAUUCGAGUAUCUCAAAAAAAUGCAACGAUACGAUCCUACCAUUCCGUUCACUGCCAAUCAGCAUCUCACCGUUAGUGCCCGAACAAUGAGUGAACCUGAUCUGUACUCUAGAAAAAACUGGAAAAGCGAACAUUUCCUCCAACAUUUGCAACGCGUUUCUUACAGCUGGAGUACGGGUGAUUUGAGUUGCCUUAGCCACCUGAUGUCAUCGAGCAAAACUUUCGAGAGUAUGUUCGACAAUUGCAGCGACAAUCUCUCCCAACUAUCAGCCGUAGUAAUUUCUUCCAGCAGCAACGGAUCGCCAUCGUCCGGCUCGCUGACAUCAUCCUCCUCUUCUUCGGGCUCCCGGAUGCAGUCUAUGUUGGCAAAUCACUACCAUUUGCUCCAGAGCAGUAGGGAACGUUCAGCGAAUCGGAAUAUUUCAAGGAUUAGAUGUAGUCCAGCGGCUUGUGGUAACUCCACUGGUGGGAUGUGUAACGCCCCGCCUCACCAAGUUAGUGGAAAUCCUCUGCGGAAGAAAUCUUCUUCGUUCAGGGGAGUGCUGAAACGAAACAACACGACGGAUGUUGUCAACACGUGGAUUUUUAGGAAAAGCUACGAUGGCUCUGGCAACGGUCUAGGUGAGCCCCCGUAUCGGGGGCACCACGGUAGCCCACAUUCGUCGCCAUCGCGCUAUUCGUACAACAACAGCGCCAAGACCAGCAUUCAGCAUUGGCGCACGUCCAGUGCCGGUGCAACGGACUUCAAGCGUAACUCCAGACUUCGCAGUUCAACCAGUGCCGUACCCGGUGGUUGCGCCGGGGGAGGCAGUGGUUCAAGUACAAGCAGCGGCAGCACCGGAUCCAACAUGGUCGACCUCAACAUACCGCGUGGUCACUCACCGCACUUCAGUCCGCUGAGGCAAACCACACAAACCGGUGACACACAGACGCUGCAUGUGUAUCUACCGAACCAUGGCUUCCGAAUGAUCCGCUUCGAUGAGGCAUCCGAUGUUCGGCAGAUAAUCAAUCUGAUCGUGAAUUCAAUGUCACCCGGUCAUAGGACAAACCCGCAAAGCUAUGCCCUCCGGCUGCGGCAUAUGUUGACGAAGGAGGUCCUGUGGAUGCCACCGGACACCUCGAUGUCGCAGGUGAUGGCGCACAUUUUCAACCCGUCCUGUAGCAACGCGGACUGUCCGAACGUGGAUAAGAGCACGAUUGCGAAAAGGAUGCAGCAGAAGGCGAGUGGUGUCGUCGGUCACGCAAAUAGCGUGUGGAAGGCGGAACUGCGCGUACGCUAUAUACCAAAAAGCUUGAAGGAACUGUACGAGAAGGACCGCACCACGUGUCACUUCUAUUUCGACCAGGUCAAGCAGGACUACAUCCAGUCCAACAUACCGAACAUAGACCAGGACAUUGCGGUCCAGCUGUGCUGCCUGGGAAUUCGACACUACUACAAAGAUACGAAUCAUUCUUCAAACGAUCGGAAAAUCCAUCUGGAGUACAUCGAGAAAGAGAUGGGCUUCAGCAACUUCAUACCGAAAUCUGUGAUAGAUACCAUUAAGCAGAAGAAUCUGAAGAAACUAAUCCAGGCCGGCUACAAGAAGGUCUACAGCUACAGUGAGAUGGAGUACAUGCUAAAGUUCUUCGAUUUGCUCCGAACACAGUAUACGUUCGAUCAGGAACAGUUCAAUGUCCAGUUGAGUAGCGGGUGGAAUAUUCGGGUUGAGUUAAUAAUCGGUCCCCACGUAGGUAUUUCCUACUCAGUAAAUCCUCAGGCACCUCCGACAAAGGUGACCGAUUUCGAGAACAUUGAGCGGAUAACUACCAGUGUGGUUUCGUCGUCGCUGACAAAAAGCGAUCAUCAGGGUAAACAUCAGGGUUCUAAGUAUUCCAAAGACCAACCAGAUCUAACCAGUUCCUGUGGUGGCGGCGGUGGAGGAGGAGGCAGUAGCGAGAAGAAGGACAAAAAGGGCGUAACGUGCUCGUGUAGUGAGAUUAAGACUCAGCUCAAAAUCAAAGUCAGUGGCAACAGUGAGGACUUGACAAUCACAUGUGAUGGUAUUAAGACUUCCGAGAGUAUAGCAGAUCUAGUCGAUGGUUACUGUAGAUUAUUUAACAAUACUGAUAUUAGCUUAUGGGAUCGUACCGUAACACCAAAAAUCACCCCGAACAAUAGUGCGACUAAUUCGCUGGAGAAGAGUCAGUUCAAAAGGAUGACCGACUCACAAUCAUCCGAGAAGCACGAUUCGACCCGAUCGAGCAGCGAUAAAUUGAACAGUUCAAUGCACAAUGAGCUCGAAGCGAGCACCAGCUCCAACAACAAGCCAACUUUGAACGAAGACUAUGCCGAACUUGGUAUGUGUGACGAGGAAGGGGAUUACUCCACACCGGCUGCCCGGAACUAUGAGUUGGAUCGGAACCAAAUCACUCUGAAUGAAAUUAUCGGGGUGGGACAGUUUGGUGAUGUACACAUUGGUACAUGCAGACUCUCGGGCAAAUCAACUCUGGUCAACAAACUGAACCAAUCGCUCACUAGUGAGUUCGAUGACCUUUCCAUUUCGGGUGGAAAUGGAGAGAACAACAACGGCGAAGCUCAGCAGAAAAGCGGUGUGAUCCAGGUGGCGGUCAAAACCUGCAAAGCGGACGCCGAUCUUGCCACCUCGGAGAAGUUCCUGGAGGAAGCAUAUAUAAUGCAAAAGUUCGAACAUCCUCACAUCAUCAAACUGAUCGGUAUCUGCAGUGGUUCGCCAAUCUGGAUUGUUAUGGAACUGGCUCGGUUAGGCGAACUGCGAGCCUACUUAAAAAAGAACGGUCCCAAGUUGAAGCUUGGAACUCUGCUGCUCUACUCCUACCAACUCUCAACCGCGCUCAGUUACUUGGAGUCGAAGAAAUUUGUUCAUCGGGAUAUUGCUGCCCGCAAUGUGCUCGUCAGUUCACCGACUUGUAUUAAGCUUGCCGAUUUUGGACUAUCAAGAUGGGUUGAAGAUCAGUCGUAUUACACGUCCACCAAGGGAAUGUUACCGAUCAAGUGGAUGGCCCCGGAAUCGAUCAAUUUUCGGCGAUUCACUACCGCUAGUGACGUCUGGAUGUUCGGAGUUUGCACUUGGGAGAUCCUGAUGCUGGGCGUUAAGCCAUUCCAAGGUAUUAAAAACUGCGAUGUUAUUGGGAAGCUAGAGAAUGGGGAGCGAUUGCCGCUGCCACCCAAUUGUCCUCCACGGUUAUACUCUCUGAUGUCACAGUGCUGGUCAUACGAACCACAUAAGCGACCAAACUUCAAGAAUAUAAAAGAGGUGCUAUAUGAAAUACUUAUGGAGGAACGCCACAGUGACUGCGAAACGAUGCGUCGAGAGAACCGUCGUGUUGCUGCCAUGUCGUGGGGUGCCGGAGAUGAUGUGGCGCCUCCCAAGCCAGCACGAGGUCCCACCAUGGGCGGGGAUGGCUCCCAACAGGCUCUAGGUGCCCCACAAACCUACAUCAUCGCUCGGGACCCGGCGGUUCUGGCCGCCCUGAUGCGUGAAAACGAGCAGCGAGGAGUAAAUCCGUCGUCCUACACAACUCCAGCCUCGGUAUUUAACACUCUAGCUGUAGAUUUAGAUCCCAUUGCACAAAAUAAUACUGAUAACGUCGCGGUUGUCAAAGAGGCCAAUCUGCCGUUGAAAACUGUCCCCUUGCCUGCAACCGAACUGCUUAAACUUGAUCCCAUUGUCGAUGAAUCAAACAACCAAGCAACGGCAGUGCCCCCCAAUGGUGCCACCAUGGAAGUGAAAAAUCAAAAUUCUCUUGUAGCUUCACCCUCCAACAAUGCUCCUGGACCUUCGGCGGAGCAUGAAGACACCACGGAAUUGUCGAGUACCGAAACCUUGGAACGAUACAAAAAUCCACAGGACGCUCUGUCCGCUAACAAUAAUCCCACCAUUCCCACUAAUCAACCAACCCAACCAAAUUCCACCCAGUUCCCAAUCCCAUGCGAGAUCAUCAAUGCAUUCACCCAGCAGACUCAUUCCAUUGAACCAACCUACAAAGCGAUCCAGAAGAACAAAACCAACAACACCUCCGUUGUCACGGGAGCUGCGGCCACCAUACCCGCGAACCUGAACUCCACGCCAAUGAACAAUAAUUUCAUGCAUUCCAAUGCUCCCCAACAGACACAACAAUCAGGGCAACAGCAGCAACAGCAACUUCAGUAUUAUACGGCAACGAUACAGCCGAUGCAGGGUAACAUGGUGAUGUACCAGCAAUUUUAUGUCCCUCAACAACAGCAGCAGCAACAACAACAACAACAACAACAACAACAGGAACAAUAUUUUCAACAGGUAUCAUAUCAACAGCAAAUCUUCCAGUCUCAGCAGCAGCAGCUUUCCCUCCAACAGCAGCAACAGCAUGCAAACUAUAUGCAGUAUCCGGGACAAUUUGUUCAGUCAGCCCUGGUCAAAUCUCCCCAAGAGGAACUUGUUGCUCAACAUCUCCAUCAGCAACAACAACAACAACAAAAUCAACAAUCUGCAAAAUCUCGCAGUUUGGAACGGAAUGUGGGUCAAAAUAUAGUUACGGCUUACGCCGCUAAAAUCAACUCGCUGGAGCGUACCCGUCAAAUGAGCAUGGAGUACGGUGCGGCAAAGGCCAUGCGUUCGAAUUCCCUCACCAGACAAUACAGCGGGGGGAGUCAGGCAGACUCUUAUCCGGUUAAUCACGGUGUCAGGUCCGCCAGUCUGGAGCGUGGAGCUCAAAUGGGUCAGACGUAUAACAAUAGGAUGGGUAGUUUGGAAAGAAAUCAAAAGCAAAUGAUCUUCAUGAACAAUAUCAGAGGCGGGAGUUUGGAGCGGAACCAAUCGGCUGCAAUAGUCAGUGACAUGAUGAAUAAUAAAGCUGCUUCCUACAAGGGUGGCAGCUUGGAGCGUAAUCAACACAUUAUGAUGAACGCCGGAAGCUUGGAGCGGAAUAUGUCUUACCAGAACUAUCGAAGCCCUGUAUCGGCAGCUCCCCGUGAACAGGAACCCUUUCAAGAAGAGAUCUAUGAUUUUGGUGGAGUAAACGUAAAGUCUUGUGCUUCGAUUGCAUUGAAGAAAAGCGUCGAAAAGGGUAUUCUCCCUCCCAGUACUCUGAUGUCUCCGGCUGGAAAUCAGUCUGCUGCCAAUUUUGCUCUUCCUCCACCGUAUAGUUCAGCGCAAAGUACCAAAUUCGGUGCUCAACAGCAACAACAACAACAACCACAACCACAACAAAAUACUCCUCAGCGUUCAAUGUGGCAGCAACCAGCGAUGUUCCACCAGCAACAGAUGCAAUCUACUCCAUCUACUUUUGUUCCGCCAAACCAACCUCAAAUGGGGGUUCCCAUUAUCGGUAUAGCUUCGUCUCAACAAGUUCAGUUUUCUCACCAGAAUGCAUCGGCUGUCAAAAUGGGAAUUGCACAAGUAAUUGAAUCUCAGCAUGUGCCAAUGGUGGCCGCAGUGGCACAACAAGCCACAGCGCUAACACAGCAACAACCGCCACAAAGCGUUACCAACUCCGGACAAGCUCAACAGAUACAGGAAACGCAGCAAAAUCUCGAAGCGAAACUUCGCAAACAACAACAGGAGAGCGAAAUCGACUCCAAAUGGCUGCAGCAGGAAGAGAGUAAUCUUAAGAAACGGUUAAGUCUUGUGACAUCCGCUGCCACUAGCAUUCCGUCUGAUCAGCAGCAGCAAGAACUCAACAAUGGCAGUAGCUCACUGUCCGGUAGUUACCAUUCCCAGCAGAGUCCACAUUUUUCGCCGCAAAACACGAUGUCAGGACCACAAAGCCUUGGUGAUCACUAUCCGACCACACCAAAUGCAAUGGAUUCGAGACCUCACACACCAGGUUCAACCUCAGGGAUGAUCAAAUCCAAGAGCUCCUCGAUGGAACGCUGCACAACGCCACUGUCCGGUGACGAAAAGCUGGUACUCAAGAAAGUGGAACCGACGAAAACGUUACCACUGGAUCGUACCGGGGAUAUUGUGUACAGUGCAACCACAAGCGUGGUCAAGUCGAUAAUGGCCCUCAGCCAGGGUGUGGACAAAUCGCAGGCGACUGAGUAUCUCGAUCUGGUGCGAAAUGUUGGCAUCGAGCUGCGCUCCUUGCUAGGUGCCGUUGAUCAGAUUUCCGUUUCGUUCCCCGCACAGUGUCACAAGGAAGUGGAGAUGGCACAUAAAGUAUUAUCCAAAGAUAUGUUCGAGUUGGUGGCGGCUAUGCGAUUGGCGCAACAAUACAGCGACACUACGCUUGAUGCUGAAUAUAGAAAAAGCAUGUUAUCAGCAGCACAUGUACUCGCAAUGGACGCCAAAAAUCUGCUAGACGUCGUUGACUCGAUCCGCAUCCGCUUCCCCAACCAAAAGCAGCCAAGUCUACCAACCAGUCCCAUCCAGAAGCAGUCUCCGCCGAUGACCUCUUCACUGGCAUCAUCCUCGUCAUCUCCGGUGGCACUGACAGCCUCAUCAGUAAGCACCAGCAGCUGCAUUAGCAACCAUCCGUCCAGUGGCGUCCUACCGGCCGCCCACCACCAACACCAGCAGCAGCAGCAGGGUUCCUUCGGUUUGCCAACCACAUCCGAAUGCUACCAGAACCUACAACCAAAGCAAAUCUUCCACUCGCAAAGCUCACCUCCAAGUUCACUAACGCAUUCCUACGAGGGUUCACAGCCCCAAUUGUACACCAACCAGCAAAGUGGAAUCUACGACAACGAUUGUGUCAUCAGCCAACAGUUGUCCGCCGAUAGCAAACCCAGGAAACCAUUGAUUGCGGCUAAACCGCCGCCAGCCGCUAUCGCACCCCAUAAGUUGAAAUCUUCCAGCCUGUUUUCCACCAGCGGUGAACUUCCGGGUCCAGAGGAACUACUAAACGAACCGCUUAAGAUCGUGGAAGAUCCAGCUGAACUAUACUCGAAUACAGCCACUGCCAGCGGCAAUUGUGUAGCCAUGAGUGCCGGUACCGUGGUUACUUCCAGUUCUACCAACAAUAUAUCGCUGAUGUCCUCCAGCAACAGCUCCGGUGCGAUAAAACUGCCCGAACCCGUAUCAUGCACCAUUGUUCAAGAGAAUCUGCUGGCAACCAAUAACCAGAAAAUCAUGGCGAAUAAGUUUUAGUGAAAGACAUACGGUAUUGUACUAUUUUUAGACAAAGAAAAGUAACAUUUAAAAUUUUACUAUUCUUCUAUAUGUAUAACAUUCAGACAUAUGUUGCUACAAAAGCAAACUAAAUCCAAUGGAAAUCGUAUCACUAUCUGGCAUUAUUGUAGAUAAUUGAUUCUUAAAAUACAGUAAUGAACAAUAGCUGAAAAGCGAUGCAAAUUAAA
Molecule: messenger RNA, 9351 nt
Organism: Toxorhynchites rutilus septentrionalis
Lineage: Eukaryota; Metazoa; Arthropoda; Insecta; Diptera; Culicidae
Gene: Fak
Exons: 14
Coding region: 704-9142 (2812 amino acids)
Biological process (GO): protein phosphorylation; signal complex assembly
Cellular component (GO): focal adhesion; cytoskeleton
Molecular function (GO): protein tyrosine kinase activity; ATP binding
Source: RefSeq, a predicted model, not a curated record